AUGAGCAGGCACAGGACGGAGACCUGCCUGAAAGUCCUGCUGCUCAUCAGGGUGGUCACAGCAGCCCCCAUGCCAUCAUUGUCCCCUCUGCCAACCCACGAGGAUGCAGUUUUAGCUGCAGUUCAGAUCUACAACCAAGAGCCAGGCACAACACUGGCCUAUCGGCUCCUGGAAGCUGAGCCGCAGCCAGACUGGGACAUGUCUUCAAAAACUAUCCAGCCGCUGACAUUCACUGUUCAAGAGACAGCGUGCCUGGUAUCAGAGAAACAUGACGUCAACCAGUGUGAAUUCAAAGAAGAUGGGGUUGUCAUAAACAGAUACGACGCCAGGAGCUGGCGGUGUGGCACGGAGCGGAGAGGAGCAAGGCGGGCUGGGACCAGGUUGUUCACUGCUGCUGGAGCCAUGCCCCCUGCUAACAUCCCAGGCCAUGCUGGAACCUGCAUCCCCCUGAAGCAUGGGGCCCCUCAAAUUCGUCACACAUGUCACGGACAAAAUACAUUCAUUCAUCCAACCUCUAAUUAUAGGUCUGCAUGGUUUUUAAACUCUGGUUUGCUAUUGUCAGCUGGAGCACUGUUCUACCGGGAAACCCUCACUGAAGUCAAAAGAAGAGCAGGAAGAACCUCAUGUAUAACAUUACUUUCUACACUAGCACUUUGA
This is a messenger RNA of Gopherus flavomarginatus (Mexican gopher tortoise), 657 nucleotides long. RefSeq names its product antimicrobial protein CAP18-like. Gene Ontology annotation, molecular function: lipopolysaccharide binding. Gene Ontology annotation, cellular component: extracellular region. The coding region runs from base 1 to 657 and encodes 218 amino acids. The record is from RefSeq and is a predicted model, not a curated record. The transcript is spliced from 5 exons. Gene Ontology annotation, biological process: antimicrobial humoral immune response mediated by antimicrobial peptide; defense response to Gram-negative bacterium; innate immune response. NCBI's taxonomy places the organism in Eukaryota, Metazoa, Chordata, Testudines, Testudinidae.